AACGGAGCAAAACAUACCUCGAAAUCCCAGCACCACACAGGCACACAGCGACGAACUCCUCGAGGGCUCGAGAUAGGAAGAUAAUGGUGGGCCGGAAGCCGAUGCGCCGCCGCCGAGCCGACCACCCGCCACCGCCGCCGUCGCAGUCCUUUGGAGCCACGGCCCGGCCAAACUCCCCCCGCUCCCCCACCUCCGCCUCCGCCGCCUCUGUCUCCGCCGACCUGGACGGGCUGCUCCUCACGGCCCCUCCGCCGUCGGCGUCGGAGCCUCGGAGUUUCUCGUACGCGGUGAAGCAGCAGUGCUGGGAGAAGGCGGAGAAGGUUCCUGGGCGCGACCCGGAGAGGUGGCGCCGCGACGCGCUCGGCAACAUGGUCUUCCGCAAACUCGUCGGCUGCCCCGGCUGCCUCUGCCAUGACUACGACCACAUUGUCCCCUACUCCAAGGGCGGGAAGAGCACGUUGGAGAACUGCCAGGUUUUGCAGGCUACCGUGAAUCGAUCUAAAGGGAACAAAACUGAGAUAUCCAAAUCUGAGCUGGCACAGAGGAGUGCAUAUUGUCGUGUUUCAGGACGUGAUAUGGAUCUCUUUGAACUCUCUGCCUUCGGAAAUGUUCGACGAGGCCCAGACUCAGGGGGCUGCAAAAUCCAAUGAAGAUAGGGAAAAAAGAAGAAGAUAGGGUUGCGUGAUAUUAACCAGUUUCAGGCAGUUGCCUCGAAUCUGAGAAAAGAAAGCUUGGUUGAUGUCUGUGUCAAGUAUUUUCAGUUAUUUGUCUUUAAUUUGACGCUCCGAAUGAAUUAUCGAAGAAAAAAAAUCUGCUACUUUGCAGCCCGAUAUCAGUUGUGUUCAGUGCCUUUUCUUGUUACUCCAGUUCUACAGCAUGGAGACUUUACUAUCAUAUGAGUUAUGUGGAAAUAUAAUGCGAGUAAAACUAUUCA
Molecule: messenger RNA, 934 nt
Organism: Brachypodium distachyon (stiff brome)
Lineage: Eukaryota; Viridiplantae; Streptophyta; Magnoliopsida; Poales; Poaceae
Exons: 4
Coding region: 84-650 (188 amino acids)
Molecular function (GO): nucleic acid binding; zinc ion binding; endonuclease activity
Source: RefSeq, a predicted model, not a curated record